AAUCAGCAGCCAUGCCUAUACAAAGCUACGCGAAAGCAUAAUCUUAUUGUAGAGCUUAUUUUGAACACGCCAGUCGUAUAGAGAUUUUAGCUAUCUUGCUAAUGACUGCAAUAACCAAUUUGACAUCAGUACAGACUCUGUGAGGAAGACUGAGAAAGCCUUGAUAACAGAAGACGUUUCUGGCCACCAAGAUGGCUCUAGAACUGCUCUGUGAUGUGGUCCAGAGAUGUCAAGCAAUCAAGGAUGAAGGCUUCUCACCGGAAGACUAUGAUUUAUUCUUCACUGCAGGAAGAACCUGUAUAGAGCAAGGCAACAGUGCUCAGGUUCUCAGCAUCCUAGUUGAUGAGAAGAACAAGAGCAUAGUGAGAUGCAUGGGCUGGAAUCUGCUGGGGCCACUAGUACAGAUCCUCUUGAAGAAGGAAGACAGAAACCUUCCACACUGCCAUGCCAUCCUGUCACAUCUGCUGGAGGUUUGCAGUCCUAAAGAGCUGCUGGUGGGUUUAUUGGAGCAGGUGGAAGAGGCUGAUACUGGCUCCAUCGCUGAGACAGUUACUCUUCUCCUCAAGCCUUUACAAACAGUGCUGCUGCGGCUGGGCAUGAAGAAGGCCUCGACUGUGGGCAUGGCUCUCUCCACACUUCUUAGCCAGGUGGCCAGAUUGCCGGUGCCUGUCACCAAAGAGCAGGAGGAGGAUGAUGUUUUUGGUCUGUGUCACUGCUGCACUGCUCUUCUACAUUUUGUCAAGCCCUUUGUUGAGGAGAUCAAGGAGGUUGUGAAGGAUAACAACAGAAUAUCCAAGGACAAUGAGCUCAGAGUGGAACUACUCAAAUUCUGUAUGAAGAGUUUAAGUAAGCCUCUACUGGAGGUGAAGUUGAAAGAUCCAGACACACUUCUGAAAUCCCCUCUGAGAGACUUUGCUACAGAGAUACUGAUCAUUUUGUCAAGUAUUGGGGAGUCACUCCCUGAUUUGUUAAGUCGUAAUGUACUGAAGAGAAGGGAGGUCCCAGGUUUUCUUGAAGAGGAGGUAAGAUACCCGAAGGAGUCAUUGGCCUGCUUGUCCCACCUGCUUUUUGUGGAUCAUAUAGCUGUGGACAUCUUUCCAGCUGUUCUCAGUCCGAUUUUUGUUCUGAAAUGCAACAUGGAAUAUAUUGAGCUGCUGUUAAGCAGAACUGAAGAAUCCCGUCUGCAGAAAGGACUGGAAUUGUAUGAAAAAAGUCUUAUCAGAGUGGAAGAUAACAGUCUACCAGUAGAUCUUUUGGAGCUGAAGACAUUUUUCAGUGUUCCACAGAAUUUGGUUAAAGUUAUGACGCUGUGUCCAGACCAGACUUUGAGAACUAAAGGCCUGAAAGUGUUUCAGCUGAGCAUUGACAAAUUCAACACAGAGGCCAAAUACAAGUUUUUCAAGGGCAUGUUGAAAACAAGUCACCAUGCAGGGGUGGAGGGAUAUAUAAUCAAGAACAUCAAGAAUCAGAUUGACUUUUCACUCAAGCCAUAUAAUGGUAAUGAUUGGUUCCUGGGUAAACAUCUGCUGCCACUGCUGCGGCUAGUGCUGUGCCUUCCACAUGGACCAGAAACAGACCUGCUGCAGAACUUAGACAGGAUCAUGGAAUCACUGAACCUCCUGAGAUACAUGCUCAUCCGAGAUAAAGAAUGGGAGAAUGAGACAGGAAUCUGGACAGAGCUUUAUAAGAUUGAGGACAACUAUCUGAAGCCACUGAGGACCGGUCUGAACAUGUCCAAAGCACAUUAUGAGGCAGAACUGAAGAGCGCGAAAGAAAAUAAGAAGAUCAGUUCAAAAGACUCUAAAGCAUCAGUCUGCACAGUAACUGUUGACAAUGAGAAGCUGCCCAACAUGACACCAGAAAUGCAGAUUCAGGUUCUGCAGUCAGCCGUCUUCACAUUUGAUCUGAUAGAGGGUGUCUUGGCUAGAAUUGAGGAGAUAAUCGAGACUAAAGAAAGACCCCUGUCAUGAUGUGAGAGACUGUAUGACCCCUUCAACAUCUUUCCUUUCGGUUAACAUAGUCACUCUUCUUGAAGCAGAUUCUUUUAAAGACCCUAAAACCAAUCACAGGGAUAGAUAGCCACCGGCUCUAGGGUGGGGAACAAAGCAUGGGCUUUUUUUUUUUGUGGGUUUAUUUAGCGGUAUUUUCUCUCUGUCCACUCUGGCUCCAGUUGCGCAUCACUAUACAGUAACAUAUUAGUGUAGUUUAUAGACAGUGAGAAAACACGAAAAUCAUAUUUGUAACUUUUUUUUUGGAUUUUCAAGGUUUGACCACUGAACUAUGAUUGUGCAAAUUUGUACAUGUCAAGAUACUAAUGUAGAAAAGUCAUGUUAGGUAACCUAAAAAUGUAUAUGACAGUACAAUAUGUUGUUGGAUUAUCAUUAUUUCCAGGCUUGAAAUGUUCAGCUUUGUGUAUGUCAGUCACAAAAAACAAACACUGUGAACUAUGCAAAACUUGCAAAAACUAUGCACAGGUUAAGAUUGGAGUGGAAAAUGACCUAGAGCUUUAAGAUGCUGUUUGUACCUGCAUUUUUGCAUCUUUCUUGCCUGUGAAAUCACUGCUCUUUUGUGAGGGAAAUAUUUAGCAAUGUUGUUCUCUUCUGAUUUUGCUUUGAGUAAAUACCAUUGUUUCCAGAUGCAGUUUUUCUUUUC
Sinocyclocheilus anshuiensis is the source of this 2652-nucleotide messenger RNA. It is a transcript of the gene glmna, whose product is annotated as glomulin, FKBP associated protein a. The record is from RefSeq and is a predicted model, not a curated record. The transcript has 19 exons. Gene Ontology annotation, cellular component: cytoplasm. Bases 192 to 1970 code for a protein of 592 amino acids. Gene Ontology annotation, molecular function: ubiquitin-protein transferase inhibitor activity. Lineage: Eukaryota; Metazoa; Chordata; Actinopteri; Cypriniformes; Cyprinidae.